Sceloporus undulatus (fence lizard) is the source of this 1028-nucleotide messenger RNA. It is a transcript of the gene PI15, whose product is annotated as peptidase inhibitor 15. Gene Ontology annotation, cellular component: extracellular region. The record is from RefSeq and is a predicted model, not a curated record. The transcript is spliced from 6 exons. Lineage: Eukaryota; Metazoa; Chordata; Lepidosauria; Squamata; Phrynosomatidae. Bases 222 to 998 code for a protein of 258 amino acids.
AGCUCAGUUUUUUCAACUCUCUCUCUCUCUCUCUUUCCUUCCUUCUCUUCCUUUGAGGGUUUGUAAUAAGACACACUCCUCUUUCCAAGGGUUUGCACAAGCAAACAGAAAAGAGCUGUUUAACUUGGAAGAACAAUGCUCUAGGCUUUUUGGUUCUGCAAAGAGAUAUUCCAAACUACCUGUCUCAAAGUAGCACUCUCUCUUUCUUCAUAGGCCCUAAAAUGAUAGUAAUUUCUGCCAUUGGUGGUGCCCUCUUAAUUUCCUUUUUCUGUGAGAUGAGUGCCAUAGAAUUACCCAAUUCCACUGACAUGUUCCCAUCAGCCAAUAAUUACACCAGUGCUAAAGCAGCUUUGAACACUCAGCUGGAUUCAACAAGCCUCCCCAAAGCCAGAAGGAAACGAUACAUUUCGCAGAAUGACAUGAUUGCCAUUCUGGAUUAUCACAAUCAAGUACGAGGCAAAGUCUUCCCACCUGCAUCUAACAUGGAAUAUAUUGUGUGGGAUGAAAAUUUAGCCAAAUCUGCUGAAGCAUGGGCUGCUACCUGCAUUUGGGACCAUGGCCCUUCAUACUUAUUGAGAUUUCUGGGACAAAAUCUGUCUGUACGCACUGGAAGAUAUCGAUCCAUUCUCCAGCUGGUAAAGCCAUGGUAUGAUGAAGUAAAAGAUUAUGCCUUUCCAUAUCCUCAGGAUUGUAAUCCGAGGUGUCCACUGAGAUGCUAUGGGCCUAUGUGCACACAUUAUACCCAGAUGGUUUGGGCUACUUCCAAUCGAAUUGGCUGUGCAAUUCACACAUGCCAAAACAUGAAUGUCUGGGGCUCAGUUUGGCGACGAGCUGUUUACUUGGUAUGCAACUAUGCACCAAAGGGGAAUUGGAUCGGAGAAGCACCAUAUAAAGUAGGAGUGCCGUGUUCUGCUUGUCCCCCUAGUUAUGGAGGAUCUUGCACUAACAAUCUUUGCUUUCCAGGGGUGACAUCAAACUAUUUAUAUUGGUUUAAGUAAAAUUGUGCACCAUUCUAACACCUGUUCAAG